CAGCUGUCCACCCAGUUGUUGCCGGACCGUUGGAAAUAGCAGGCCUUGGUGUGAGGCCGGUGGGCGGAGCCUCGUCGGAUGACGCUGGGCGAAUGACGUCAACGAGGUGAUAAGUAGCAGUUGUCCCGCGCCCGGUCUGUAUUGUGUCUGUGUGUGAAGUCACGGGGGAGAGACCUGAAUCAACAAAUCAAGCCCGAUUGUUUGUCCUGGACUGCGUUGCUGUGAUGGAGGUCAGCGCCGAGGCCAAGCGGAUCAUGGUGGUGGCGUUGGGGAAGCUGUACAGCUCCCGCACGCAGAGGGGGGGUCUCCGCCUCCACCGGAGCCUCCUGCUGUCCCUGGUGAUGAAAUCCGCCCGGGACAUCUACCACGAGGCCCAGGCGGCGGCAGAACCCGGCGCGUCGGACUGGGAACAGGGGCACCACGCGCACGAGAAGCCCACGGAGCGCGCGGCCGCUGCGCAGGAGCCCCGGGGUCACGGGGCUCUGACGCCCCAACAGCCUCAGCCUGCGCACGAGGAGGUGGCGGGUGCUCCCACAGAGCCGCCGCGUGACGCACGCGCACACGCCGGCGCGGAGAACAAGGAGAACGUGCGCCCCGCGAGCCCGGAGCGCUCCAGGAAGAGACGGAGCAAGGCGGCGGCCGAACCGGACUUUCUGCCGUGCAAGAAGGCGAAACUCGAGCAGGGAAUCCCCGCGCAACACCACGUCAUUGCCGGCGCUGUUUUGAUGGACUACGUGAGCUGCGGCGGCGACGCGGGCGCGUCCGCGGCCCCCGUGCCUCUGCACAGAGCCGUCGCCGUGUGUUGAAGCCACGCGCAAAGAGCAAAGGAACCCAACUUUCUCUGCGCGGCCCCGAGCGCGCGCCGCGGAGCCGUCGGCCGGAUGCGCCCCG
Molecule: messenger RNA, 891 nt
Organism: Betta splendens (Siamese fighting fish)
Lineage: Eukaryota; Metazoa; Chordata; Actinopteri; Anabantiformes; Osphronemidae
Gene: ier2a
Product: immediate early response 2a
Exons: 1
Coding region: 225-806 (193 amino acids)
Source: RefSeq, a predicted model, not a curated record